Messenger RNA from Gymnodraco acuticeps, 2262 nucleotides. RefSeq names its product ephrin-A5b (gene efna5b). The transcript has 5 exons. Gene Ontology annotation, molecular function: ephrin receptor binding. Lineage: Eukaryota; Metazoa; Chordata; Actinopteri; Perciformes; Bathydraconidae. Bases 1024 to 1716 code for a protein of 230 amino acids. Gene Ontology annotation, biological process: ephrin receptor signaling pathway; regulation of cell-cell adhesion; regulation of actin cytoskeleton organization. The record is from RefSeq and is a predicted model, not a curated record. Gene Ontology annotation, cellular component: plasma membrane; external side of plasma membrane.
AGCUGCCUGCCUUUGCCCUCACCUUCCUGCUUGUCCCGGCGUCUUAAACCCAAACGCAAAAAGAGGAAGACUACACAGCACGCACAUGGGAAAAAGCUAUAUUUGUUUUUCACCUGCACGUCGCACGAUGGCUUAUAUAUGAGGAGGACACUUUGGGAUGCGGACAUAAACACGCGUCUCCACGGAGAGAAGCGCAUGAGAAAAUACAACGCUGUCCGUCCUCUCUCGGACACCGAGAAGGACUCCUCCCCACCUCGGUAGUGACACCUCCGGUACAUCGCCGAAAAAAAGACAAGUGACUUUUUUUUACGCUGGAGACGAAGGACCGUGUCUAACAUUACCAUUGAUCAGCCAGUGAUUGACUGUAUGGCUUUAAAAAGUUGCAUGGAGAACAUGGACAUAUGACGUGCGCCACACGGCGUCAUUGGACACACAUAGGAGCCUCUCUCUCUCUUUUCUUCAUCACAUCUUGGAGUGACUAAUCCCCUGCGCUUUGGGUUGGGAGUAAGCAGAAGUGUGCAGCAGUUGUCAUUUGCCCUGACACAGGCUACAUCCAGUAGCUCCCUGCAUAAGGGGAACGUCACCACACCACUGAAGACACAGCCUGUUGUGCUGCGCAUUUGUGUGUGCUGAUCUCACUGUUUGUGCAUUAUUGGGAGAUUUAUUUCUGAUAGCCCACCACGGACUUGUCAGAGCUGACAUCUUGUUUGACAUAAAGACUGUCAUUCACCCGGACCCUCGACCUGCAUCAGAGAUACGGCACAGUGACACGUAGGUUUUGUAACUUUACAUUUUGAAAAGCCUGAACAAGUGUCCUCUCAAGUGCCCCCUUGAAUGAUCACAUUCUCGAUUUUCCCUUUUCUACGUGGUGCGCAUUUGUACUUUGUUUUAGCAUUCACCAACAGCGCCAGCAACACAUGUGAAUGAGACUCAUCACCUGUCCCGGUUGAAGCACCCCGUACAACUCGACUGACUGACCGACCGACACUGAAGAGGAAUACGUGCCGAAGUUCCGCUGUAGUGAUGCUGCAAAUGGAACUGGUCAUCUUCUUCUGCCUGGUGCUGUUGACGUGUGUAUUUAGCCAGGAGCCCAGUUCCAAAGUGGUGGCGGACCGCUAUGCCGUCUUCUGGAACCGGACCAACGCCAAGUUCCAUCGUGGAGACUACCACAUCGACGUAUGCAUAAAUGACUACCUGGAUGUGUACUGCCCUCACUAUGAAGACUCGGUGCCUGAAGAGCGGACAGAGCGCUACGUCCUCUACAUGGUUAACUACGAUGGCUACAGCACAUGCGACCACACCGCCAAGGGCUUCAAACGCUGGGAGUGCAACAGGCCGCACUCCCCCAACGGGCCGCUUAAGUUCUCAGAGAAGUUCCAGCUCUUCACUCCGUUCUCCUUGGGCUUUGAGUUCAGACCGGGCAGAGAAUACUACUACAUAUCCUCCACCAUUGCUGAGAACGGGAGGAAAACAUGCCUGAAGCUCAAAGUUUUCGUCCGACCAUCAAACAGCUGUGUGAAAACUAUAGGCGUACAUGACCGCGUUUUUGACGUAAACGACAAAGUAGACAAUACAUUAGAACCACGAGAUGAUACCAGCCAUGAACCGGCUGAGCCUUCCAAAAGUGACGAAACGAAUGCUGCAACGCACCUGCAGAAAACAAGUCCAGUCCUGGCUUUGUUGCUGGUCUGCCUAUCAGCACUCUUCACUUUAUAGCGCUCCCCUCUGUCCCCGGAGGGCAUUUACACCUAGCGUGGCCUGAAUCUGCCCGAGGCUGCAGGGAAGGGGCGGGAUUUGGGUGGAGUGUGUUUGCUUGAUUGGGCAUCAGAGCAGGCUUCUCAAAGAACCCUCUAUUUUUUUUCAGAAAUAUAUUUAAGUGGUCUUUCUCCGUCUGUGAGUGAACAAAAGUUGGUUUUGGAAGUGGGAGAGACAGUUCCCCUCUCAAACCUUCAACUGAGAUGCCAAAUCCCUUUUUUGACACUUAGUGAUUCUUAUUUUCCAGUGACUUUUGACGUCCCUUUACAUCAUGUUUAUGUCAUUGCAGCACUGAUGUUUAGCCACACACACAUAAACAGCACAUACACAGAAACAUGUUUCGAGAGUCAAAUACAAACUACACAACUACACUAACAAUCAAUAGAAGUAGGGUUUUUUACACUUGUAAACAGUAGCAGCAGUACACAGUAGGAAUGUAGAGAAUCUAGGUUUUAGAAAAAACUGUACAUACACAAAAUAAAUUGUCCCGAGACCUCUGAAAAGCCU